AUGAGCUCUAUUACCAAGAUGACGCGAGCUCUGCUCAGCAUCAUGAUGCUUCUUCAGCCAGUGCUUGGAGUCCCGGCGGCAGAAAUGCUCCCUGGAGCUGAUGCAGCGACCUGCAACGGGCGAUCAGAGUACUGCUCGCGGUCCUACUCGAAUAUCACCUUCGUGGCCUCUCACGACUCAGCAUUCGUGGGAGAACUCCCCCAGCAGAACCAGAACAUCGAUAUCACGGCGCAGUUGAAUAUGGGCAUUCGGUAUCUACAGGCACAGACACAUCACUCGCUUCUAGAUAAAAAUGUCUUGGAGCUGUGCCAUACUUCCUGUCUAUUGGAAGAUGCGGGGACCUUGGAGUCUUACCUCGGUACUGUGAAGAAAUUCCUAGAUGCCAACACGAACGAGGUCGUCACAAUCCUGCUCACAAAUGGGGACUCGGUCGAUAUUACUGAGUUUGGGAAGACCUUCGCGAGCAGCGGGAUCGAUAGCUAUGCUUUUGUGCCAUCGUCGAACCCGCUGCCGAUUGGCAAGUGGCCAACUAUGAGUGAACUAAUCUCGAGUGAGAAGAGAUUAGUCGUUUUCCUAGACUACGGCGCCGACACAAGCAAAGUAAACUACAUCCUUGACGAAUUCGCCUACUACUUCGAAACCCCCUACGACGUCACCGACUCGAGCUUCUCCAGCUGCAGCAUCGACAGACCCUCUGGAGCCUCCGCCUCCGGUCGUAUGUACAUUGUCAACCACUUCCUCGAUGUUGACAUCCUGGGAGUGAAGAUCCCAGACCGUGGGGCGGCGGGCACAACGAACGCGGCGACUGGUAAGGGCAGUAUUGGGGCGCAGGCUGCAGUGUGCGAGGGGCUGUAUAGUAGGGCACCGAAUGCCGUGUUGUUGGAUUUUGUGGAUAAGGGAAAUGCUAUUCAGGCUCAGAAUCAGUUGAAUGGGUUUUAA
Molecule: messenger RNA, 939 nt
Organism: Penicillium subrubescens
Lineage: Eukaryota; Fungi; Ascomycota; Eurotiomycetes; Eurotiales; Aspergillaceae
Exons: 2
Coding region: 1-939 (312 amino acids)
Biological process (GO): lipid metabolic process
Molecular function (GO): phosphoric diester hydrolase activity
Source: RefSeq, a predicted model, not a curated record